Messenger RNA from Synchiropus splendidus (mandarinfish), 4144 nucleotides. It is a transcript of the gene rbm26, whose product is annotated as RNA binding motif protein 26. The record is from RefSeq and is a predicted model, not a curated record. Gene Ontology annotation, biological process: mRNA processing. Gene Ontology annotation, molecular function: RNA binding; metal ion binding. NCBI's taxonomy places the organism in Eukaryota, Metazoa, Chordata, Actinopteri, Syngnathiformes, Callionymidae. Gene Ontology annotation, cellular component: nucleus. The coding region runs from base 334 to 3351 and encodes 1005 amino acids. The transcript has 22 exons.
UACUCUUUAUGAUGUGCUAGCGAGUGGGGCUACGGGCUAAAGUGUCGUCUAUGACGUGGGACUUUCAUUUUUUUUAACACAUUAAGUCAAAUUGGUCUUUGAAGACUACUUUGUGUUUGCACUGGAAGUCUAGCACGAAUUUAACCCCUCCGAAGUAUUGCUUUUGAGUGUCGAAGCACUUCAGGGUCCCGGAAAGACGUAUGCUAACUUUGCUAACCUAGUCGCUGUUUCGGCGGCUUUCUUCUGCGUCUGUGUGCGACUUGAAGUCAACCAAAGUGGCUUGGUUCUCUUUUCAUUGUUAGCCUGGACCCGAAAAGUUCGUCUGGAUCUAAAAUGAUCAUUGAGAACUUGGAAGCCCUUAAAACAUGGCUGUCCGAAACACUGGAGCCCAUCUGUGAUGCCGACCCAUCUGCUCUGGCCAAGUAUGUUGUUGCGUUGGUGAAGAAAGACAAAAGUGAAAAAGAGCUGAAGGAACUAUGCAUUGAGCAGUUGGAUGUGUUUCUACAGAAAGAAACGACGGAAUUUGUCGACAAGCUUUUUGUAGCUAUUGACAACAAAAGUUACCUCCCUAAGUCUGAGCAGCCCCUAGUGGAAGAUAAGAUAGAAAAGAAGGAGCUGAAAAAAGAUGAGACUGUCUCCGAAGAGGAUCGUGAAAAGACCUUUUCUCGACGGGUAAACUACAGUCCCCCACAGUCGAGUUCACGAUACAACAGAGAUAGCAGGAGGGGGGAUGAUCGAAAAAGGAAUGAUCGCUCUAGGAAACGUGAUUAUGAUCGGAACCCGCCCAGAAGAGACUCAUACCGUGAUCGCUACAACCGGCGGAGAGGCCGCAGCUACAGUCGGAGCAGGAGCCGUAGUUGGAGCAAAGAGCGUCCUCGUGAUCGGGACAGAGAAAGAGAGAGGGACCGGAUUCGGGACAGAGAUCGUGACAGAGAUAGAAGCAAGAGUCGAUCACACUCAAGAUCCAGAAGUAGAAGCAGAGAGCGAGACUCAACAAAGUUAAAAUACGAUCACGACAGAACAGACAGGCCAGAGGCUGCUGAUGGUUACAUCUCUGCUGCUCUGGAUUCAACUGCAACCACCUCGCACUUCCCAGUGCCAACAUUGAGCAGCACCAUCACUGUCAUCGCUCCAACUCACCAUCUCCGCAACAACACCAUUGAAAGUUGGUCUGAAUUUUGUCCUGAUCGUCCCAGUGAUCAUGGUCCUUUUGCUAGAGGACCCCCUCCUCCUCAACCCAGGAAAAGAUGCCGUGAUUAUGAUGAGAAAGGUUUUUGUAUGCGCGGCGACUUGUGCCCUUUUGAUCAUGGAAGUGACCCAGUUGUAGUGGAGGAUGUGGGCUUGCCAACUAUGCUGCCUUUCCAACCACCACCAAUUCCUGGUGUUGAUCCCCCACCACCGCCAGGUCUCCCACCCACAACGCAACUGUUGAAUCCUCCGCCUGUAAACUUGAGACCACCAGUGCCCCCACCAGGCACACUUCCACCGAGUCUUCCACCUGUUGCAGGUCCCCCUCCUCCUCUGCCUUCACUUCAACCAUCUGGCAUGGAUGCGCCGCCAAACUCCAUCACAAGCUCAGUUCCUACCAUAGUCACGUCUGGCAUGCGCGCAUCAAUUCCUCAGGCGCCACCACCUCUCUUUACUUCUGACUCAUAUGAGACAGAUGUCUACAAUCCUGAAGCCCCCAGUCUUUCCAAUACUUCCAGACCAAUGUACCGCCACCGGGGCAACCCUGAGAGGCCCAACCUGAUUGGCCUGACAAUGGGAGAUGUGGACCAGUCACACAGAGAAAAGAUUCCUAAUAACAGUUCCAGAAUUGUUAUGGAAUCUGAUCCACGGAAAAGGCCGGCUGGUGGACAUGAUGGAAUUUACCCCCCAAAAAAACCCUGGUUUGAAAGGUCCAGCUUCAACAAACCAAACCACCAUGGCUUCCCAAAUAGGGGUCAGUAUGCUUCUCCUAGAACAAAGCUGCUGGUUCUGCAAAUUCCUCCAGAGCUCAACAAUAUCAGCAAACUCAAUGAACAUUUCAGCAAAUUUGGAACUAUUGUCAACCUGCAGGUGGCCUACCAGAACAACCCAGAAGGGGCUCUCAUUCAGUUUGCAUCACCAUUUGAGGCCAAACGAGCAUUUCAGAGCACUGAAGCAGUUCUUGAUAACCGCUUUAUCAAGGUGCAUUGGUUUCGUGAGAAUGGAGCUGAAGGACCAAUUAUGGGUCAAUCACAUCCACAUCAGCAAACGCAACCGAAAACGGACUCAUCAACGGUACUAAGGCAAUCUAUCAAGGACCGCCUCGGACCUAUGGUCAUUUCAAACCCUGAGCCUUCCCCAGAAUCUACUAUGCUGCAUAAGGUGCCAGUGAAGGACAGCUUUGGAGUAUCUACCAAAUCAGUCUCUUCUGUGGAGAAAGGUUUUCCCACUACAACAGGCCUCACCAGGACAAUAUACACCCCUGCAGCCCCGCAGAUAUCCCCAGAGGAUGCUCUGAAGAAGAAACAGGAAGCCUUGCGAUUACAGCAAGACGUUAGAAAAAAGAAGCAGGAAAUUCUGGAGAAACACAUUGAAACACAAAAGCUCCUGAUCUCCAAACUUGAGAAGAACAAAUCAAUAAAACCAGAAGAGAAGGCCAAAAUCAUGGAAACAUUGGAUAUGUUAACUAAGGGCAUCACCAAACUGCAGGACGAGAUUAAAAGCUUCUCUGGCAGCAACAACAUGCUCAGGCCUUCCAAAAGCCGAGCUGAGGCUCAGCGAGAACUGCUUGAUGCUGAACUGGACCUUUUCAAAAAAGCCCAAGCUGGGGAAGACACUGCUUUGUUGAAGAUGAAGUUCACUCAGCUACAAAUUGAGGCAGCUAAAAGGGGAAUAUUGGCCCCCGGAAGAGGACGGGGGCUUGCUACCCGUGCACAUGCUCGUGGUCGUGGGUCUUCCUGGUCAAGAGGAAGGGGCGGGGCCAGGGGUCGUGCAAGAAGUGUUCCCAUGCAUGCAGUCAUUGACCACAGACCCCGAGCACUCAAGAUUUCUGGCUUCACAGAAGCUGAACAAGUGAAUUUGCUACCCCACUUUGCACGAUUUGGGGAGAUCGAGGAUUGCCACAUUGAUGAGAAGAAACUGGCUGCCAUUGUUACCUACAGGACCCGAGCAGAAGCAGAACAGGCGGCUCUUCAUGGGGUGAAACUGAACAGCCAUUGUCUGUCUCUGUCCUGGCACAAACCCGCCUCAGUCCACAGCGCCGCUGAUCCCGAUGAGCCUGAUGCAGAGGAUGAAGAGUUCCAGGAGGAGACUCUGAUUGAUGAUGCACUACUGCAGGACGAUGACGAGGAAGAGGAUAACGAACCUCGUCCUUGGCGCAGAUGAAGAACACUUCUAAAAGAGGAGACACCACCUCAAAAUUUGUACAAUUUUGAGCACAUUUCACCCACAACUAGAUUUUUGAAGAUGAACUAGUUUGGUUAUUUUUAACUUGUGUACCAGAUGGACUAAUGCUUUUUUAAAUGUUCUUAACAUUAUAUAUUUUUUCUUCCUUUGUGGCGCGUCAGGGAGGGGAGGAGCAGCGUGGACGUGUAGCUGCUGGGUCAUCUGUGAAUCUAAAAAUCCAAACCUGUGUUGCAGUUGUACCUGUCAGACUGUAGCGUUUGCCCAACAGAUGUAGUUGAACUGGUGUGCUGUAAAUAUUUGAUGUCUUAAUUUCAAUACUUUGUACGAAUGCUGUUUUUUUUCCUGUCAUUGGCUUUACUUUGGAAUUGUACAAAAAUAAAGAAUUGGAAUGGUCGCUCUAAAACUGCCCUCAAAGGAAAAAAAAAACAAUCGGCAGUUAAAAAAAAUCCAUAAGGAGCAAAGACCAUUUCAAAACAAACAAAAAAACUUCAUCUAAAGAGCAAAGUUCUUUAAAAUUCACAUCACAUGGUUGCAAAACUGGGUUGGGUGAGGUCACUGGUGGUAAGUGUGCACACUCACGCGCUCGUACUGUUACCGUGUGUCCCAACAUGAUGAGAUUCACUAUUUUAUGUUUUGUUUUUUUGCAGUUCCUGGUCAUGGCUGGCUUCCUGGAGUGAGGGCAACGUUUCCUUCAUUUUAUGUUGAUUAAUCUUGACACGAUUGUUGCGACUUAACAGUAUGUGAACUUUGGCUGUAAAUAAAUGCCAGAUCA